GCGCGGCUGCAGCUGGAGCGCGAUGGUCCCGACGGCCACUCGGAUUGCAGGGAGUCGCUGCUAAAGAGGGGCUCGGCGCCCGGCGGGGAGUGCAGGCAAUGACUCAGGAUGCAGCCUGGGGCCACGACAUGCACGGAGGACCGCAUCCAGCACGCCCUGGAGCGCUGCCUGCACGGACUCAGCCUCGGCCGCCGCUCCGCCUCCUGGUCAGCCGGGCUGUGUCUGAACUGCUGGAGCCUGCAGGAGCUGGUCAGCAGGGACCCGGGCCACUUCCUCAUCCUCCUUGAGCAGAUCCUGCAGAAAACCCGAGAGGUCCAAGAGAAGGGCACCUAUGACCUGCUCACCCCCCUGGCCUUGCUAUUCUACUCUACUGUCCUCUGUACACCACACUUCCCACCAGACUCAGAUCUCCUUCUGAAGGCAGCCAGAACCUACCACCGAUUCCUGACCUGGCCUGUUCCUUACUGCAGCAUCUGCCAGGAACUGCUCACCUUCAUCGAUGCUGAACUCAAGGCCCCAGGAAUCUCCUACCAGCGACUGGUGAGGGCCGAACAGGGCCUGCCCAUCAGGAGUCACCGCAGCUCCACCGUCACUGUGCUGUUGCUGAACCCAGUGGAGGUGCAGGCCGAGUUCCUCGCCGUGGCUGACAAGCUGAGCGCGCCCGGACACUCGCCCCACACCACCUACACCACCCUGCUCCUGCACGCCUUCCAGGCCACCUUUGGGGCCCACUGUGACUUCCCAGGCCUGCACUGCAGGCUGCAGGCCAAGACCCUGGCAGAGCUUGAGGACAUCUUCACAGAGACUGCAGAGGCACAGGAGCUGGCCUCUGGCAUCGGGGAUGCUGCAGAGGCUCGGCAGUGGCUCAGGACCAAGCUGCAGGCGGUGGGAGAAAAGGCCGGCUUCCCUGGGGUGUUAGACACUGCAAAACCCGGGAAGCUCCAGACCAUCCCCAUCCCCGUUGCCAGGUGCUACACCUACAGCUGGAACCAGGACAGCUUUGACAUCCUGCAGGAAAUCCUGCUCAAGGAACAGGAGCUGCUCCAGCCAGGGAUCCUAGGGGACGACGAAGAGGAGGAAGAGGAGGAGGAGGAGGAGGAGGAGGACUUGGAAACUGACGGACAUUGUGUCGAGAGGGACUCCCUGCUUUCCACGAGCUCCUUGGUGUCCCGUGACUCCACCCUGUCCCUUGCCUCCUCCCAGGCCUCAGGGCCAGCCCUUUCCCGCCACCUGCUGAGCUCCUUUGUGUCGGGCCUCUCGGAUGGCAUGGACAGUGGCUACGUGGAGGACAGUGAGGAGAGCUCCCCCGAGUGGCCCGGGAGGCCUGGCAGCCAGGAACGCCGGGGCCACCGCAGGCCUGGGCAGAAGUUCAACAGGAUCUAUAAACUCUUCAAGAGCACUAGCCAGCUGGUGCUGCGGAGGGACUCUCGGAGCCUGGAGGGCAGCUCGGACCUGCCCCUGCGGCGGGCAGGCAGCCUCUGCAGCCCCCUGGACAGCCUGGAACCACGCCCCACCCGGGCCCAGCGCUCCCUCUCCCUGCCCCAGCCCAAGCUCGGCACCCAGCUGUCCAGCUGGCUCCUGGCCCCUGCUCCACGCCACCAGCGCCGCCGCCCCUUCCUGAGUGGGGACGAGGACCCCAAGGCUUCCACGCUACGUGUUGUGGUCUUUGGCUCCGAUCGGAUUUCAGGGAAGGUGGCUCGGGCGUAUAGCAAACUUCGGCGACUGGAGAACAAUCGCCCGCUCCUCACACGGUUCUUCAAGCUUCAGUUCUUCUACGUGCCCGUGAAGCGAAACCAGGGGACCAGCUCUGGUGCCUGUCCAGCCCCUCUGAAACAGACACCCCCACCCCACACAGACUCCCCGAGGCACCCCAGCCCUGCAGAACUGGGCACGGCCCCAUGGGAAGAGAGCACCAAUGACAUCUCCCACUACCUAGGCAUGCUCGACCCCUGGUAUGAGCGCAAUGUGCUGGGCCUCAUGCACCUGCCCCCUGAAGUCCUGUGCCAGCAGUCCCUGAAGGCCGAAGCCCGGCCCCUGGAGGGCUCCCCCGCCCAGCUGCCCAUCCUGGCCGACAUGCUGCUGUACUACUGCCGCUUUGCCGCCAGGCCGGUGCUGCUGCAGGUCUAUCAGACCGAGCUGACCUUCAUCACUGGGGAGAAGACGACAGAGAUCUUCAUUCACUCCUUGGAGCUGGGUCACUCUGCUGCCACACGCGCCAUCAAGGCUUCGGGUCCUGGCGGCAGCAAACGGCUGGGCAUCGAUGGGGACCGGGAGGCCGUCCCUCUAACACUACAGAUAAUUUACAGCAAGGGGGCCAUCAGUGGACGAAGUCGCUGGAGCACCCUGGAGAAGGUCUGUACCUCCGUCAACCUCAGCAAGGCCUGCCGGAAGCAGGAGGAGCUGGACUCCAGCAUGGAAGCCCUGACGCUAAACCUGACAGAAGUGGUGAAAAGGCAGAACUCCAAAUCCAAGAAGGGCUUUAACCAGAUCAGCACGUCGCAGAUCAAGGUGGACAAGGUGCAGAUUAUCGGCUCUAACAGCUGCCCCUUUGCCGUGUGUCUGGACCAGGACGAGAGAAAGAUCCUGCAGAGUGUGGUCAGGUGUGAGGUCUCACCCUGCUACAAGCCGGAGAAGAGCGGCCUCUCCCCGCCACCCCAGAGGCCCCCCAACCCGCUGGCCCAGGCCACACCCGACCUCUGCUCCCUCCUGUGCCUGCCCAUCAUGACUUUCAGUGGAGCUCUGCCCUAGUGCGGGCCUGGUGCCGGACUGCGCAGGACGCGCGGGGCGGCCCCCUCUGAGCCCCCUCCUGGACGUGCGCUCUCUGGAGAAUGGAAUCACCCUGUGCUGGGUCAGGGUCCCGCUGCCAUGGGCGGGGGCCAGGAGCAAGAUGGUUUCUGGGGCCUUGGGGCUCUGGGAAAGUAACAGGCAUUAGUGUGGCAAUCGAGUGGGGCCUGACCCCGUAGCCUCUCACGUUCCUCGCAGGGGAAGGAGAGGGAUGGGUGAGUUGACCUCCGAAAGCCCUGACUACUCUCACGGUCUAGGAUCCUUCCUAGAAGGAAGAUCUGAGGCUCCGGUGCUCUGGGGUGUGGGUUAGGCCUCUCCCAACGCGUGGCUGCGCCUACCCCUCACUUUGCCAAAGACUUGGGGAACCCUUUGUGUCAGGAGUUCAGUCCCCUCCACUCUGGGGCUCGGGUGGUAGAAACGCGCGCACGAGACUUUUCUUUCCCUGGGUACCACCCCUCCCCCCAGACACACACGCACCCGCCCGGUUUCUCUCUCUCGGGUUCCCCGGGCUUCUGAAAAGCAGCACUAACAGUGGACCUAUCUGUUGUCAAGACCUGGUACAGACUUUCCCUUGAGCGCCUUUCUGGAUCUCAGAUCCUUGGGAGGCAGAACAGGUUUCGGUGCAAUAGCAGCUCAGUUCCCUUCUAGCCAAAUAACCAGAGGACGCAAAUUAAAUUUGAGCUUCCAUUUCCUCAGCAUGAGAAUGGCGGGGCAGGAACAAGUCCUCCUUAAAAGGUCGAGAAGAGAUUGUCUGCAAAGACCCGGUCCCGUGCCAAGAUUAGUGCCUCACCCUCUAAACGCUGAUUCCUCCUGUUUGGGGCCGCUGGGGUAUUCUCAGCCUCUGGAAAGUUCCUCACUCCCACCUUCCCAACUCAUGGCUGAGGCAGAACCCAGACUGAGGAGGAAUCGCGUCGGUCAGGGUAAGGGAGGGCUGCUCAGGUGCCCCACCCCACACCCCCUUCUCUGUCAGGUUGGCCCCAGUGCCCCCCACUUCCAUCUCACUCUUUGGGCUGGUGCACGUUGUGUGUAGAAUCUUCCAUACCCACGAGUGCACUGGCACCGUUCCGGCACCUGGGCGAGGUUCCAGAGCAGAGCUUGGAGGGACUGGCCCCUCGGGGCUUAGUGCCUGCUGGUGGGAAGACGGGACUGAUGCGUGGGAAAUGAGAGAACGCAAGAGCCUGGAAUUUCAAACGGCCAGGCUGGGUUGGUUGGCAAAGUUGGAAGCAAGUGUGGACUAGGGCAAUAGGGUGCAGGCAGGACCAGGGUUUGGGCUGGUAGAGGUGAAGAAAGUGACCAGAAGCAUCAAGCUGUAUCCCACACAGAGCCGCUUCUUCUCCUGAUUCAUCCUGCUCAGAAGGCCCUGGGCUCAUCAGAGCCUGUGAAAUCGCAGCCUGGAGAUCUUAUGACUUGAGAGAAGCGGGCAGGGCCAGCCCCGCCCUGUCUCGC
Molecule: messenger RNA, 4230 nt
Organism: Propithecus coquereli (Coquerel's sifaka)
Lineage: Eukaryota; Metazoa; Chordata; Mammalia; Primates; Indriidae
Gene: PIK3R5
Product: phosphoinositide-3-kinase, regulatory subunit 5
Exons: 19
Coding region: 109-2748 (879 amino acids)
Biological process (GO): G protein-coupled receptor signaling pathway; positive regulation of MAP kinase activity
Cellular component (GO): phosphatidylinositol 3-kinase complex, class IB
Molecular function (GO): 1-phosphatidylinositol-3-kinase regulator activity
Source: RefSeq, a predicted model, not a curated record